UCACAUACAAAAACAAGAUUUAGCUUUAGCAUCUCAAGUGUAGUUAUCAACCGAAACAUGGGUGAAACAAAGUUAAGCAGCUUCAAGGAUAAAAGAUGGUCACUACAUGGUAUGACUGCGUUAGUGACAGGUGGAACCCGAGGCAUUGGGUACGCAAUUGUUGAAGAGUUAGCUGAAUUUGGAGCAUCUGUGCAUAUAUGUGCACGUAAUGAAGAAGAUAUUAAUAAAUGUUUGGAAGAGUGGAAAAACAAAGGGUUUAAUGUAACAGGAUCAGUAUGUGAUAUACUAUUUCAUGAACAACGCAAGAAACUAAUGGAAACUGUUUCUUCUAUCUUUCAAGGAAAGCUCAAUAUUCUAGUAAACAAUGCUGCAAAACCUACCAGUAAGAAAAUAAUAGAUAAUACUGAUGAAGAUAUAAACACUACAUUGGGUACAAAUUUUGUGUCUGGUUACCAUUUGUGUCAACUUGCACAUCCUCUUCUAAAACAAUCUGGAUAUGGAAGCAUAGUGUUCACUUCUUCCGUUGCAGGUUUAAAAGCUAUUCCUGUUUUAUCUGUUUAUGCAGCCACCAAAGGAGCGGUGAAUCAAUUCACAAAGAACUUGGCAUUAGAAUGGGCAAAGGAUAAUAUUCGUGCAAAUGCUGUGGCACCUGGACCUGUUAAGACAUCACUUUUGGAAUCAGAUUAUGACUCUGAAGGGUAUAAAGCUAUAGCUGGUAUAGUCUCUCAAACUCCUACAGGUCGUAUGGGAGAGACUAAAGAGAUAUCAGCAUUGGUUGCUUUUCUUUGUCUUCCAGCUGCAUCACACAUCACUGGACAAAUUAUAGCUAUUGAUGGAGGAUUAUGGUCACUGCAUGGUAUGACUGCGUUAGUAACAGGUGGAACCCGAGGCAUUGGGUACGCAAUUGUGGAAGAGUUAGCAGAAUUUGGAGCAGCUGUGCAUGUAUGUGCACGUAAUGAAGAAGAUAUUAAUAAAUGUUUGGAAGAGUGGAAAAACAAAGGGUUUAAUGUAACAGGAUCAGUAUGUGAUAUAUUAUUUCAUGAACAACGCAAAAGAUUAAUGGAAACUGUUUCUUCUAUCUUUCAUGGAAAGCUCAAUAUUCUAGUAAACAAUGCUGCAAAACCUACAAGUAAGAAAAUAAUAGAUAAUACUGAUGAAGAUAUAAACACUACAUUGGGUACAAAUUUUGUGUCUGGUUACCAUUUGUGUCAACUUGCACAUCCUCUUCUAAAACAAUCUGGAUAUGGAAGCAUAGUGUUCACUUCUUCCGUUGCAGGUUUAAAAGCUAUUCCUGUUUUAUCUGUUUAUGCAGCCACCAAAGGAGCUGUGAAUCAAUUCACGAAGAACUUGGCAUUGGAAUGGGCAAAAGAUAAUAUUCGUGCAAAUGCUGUGGCACCUGGACCUGUCAAGACAUCACUCUUGCAAUCUAUCACGAAUGAUAAUGAAGGAGAUGAAGCUGUAGAUGGUGUAGUGUCUCAAACACCUAUGGGUCGUAUGGGAGAGCCUAAAGAGAUAUCAUCACUAGUUGCCUUUCUUUGUCUUCCAGCUGCAUCAUACAUCACUGGACAAGUUAUAGCUAUUGAUGGAGGUUUCACUUCUUAAAUUGCUAUUAAUUUGAUUUUGGCAAACAAAAAGACAUACGACCUCCUAUAACUCUAGAUGAAUAAAUUUAAUAAUUUUCCAACAUUCAUGUUAGUUUUUUUUUUCUUCAUAAACAUUCAUGUUAGUUAUAGAUCUUGAAUGACAUUGUUGGUUGGACUACUA
Medicago truncatula (barrel medic) is the source of this 1764-nucleotide messenger RNA. Its product is annotated as tropinone reductase 1. The transcript is spliced from 11 exons. Gene Ontology annotation, molecular function: oxidoreductase activity. Bases 58 to 1602 code for a protein of 514 amino acids. Lineage: Eukaryota; Viridiplantae; Streptophyta; Magnoliopsida; Fabales; Fabaceae. The record is from RefSeq and is a predicted model, not a curated record.